AAAUUUUUUGGAUUUUAAAUUAUUAAAACUUCCAAGGCAUAUGGGUUAGCGUUAUUUGUCGAUGAACGAUUGCAGAGUUGGGUGAGAGACUUAGAAAGCAUUUCAAUUCAAACCAAACCACUUCCGUUAUCUCCCUCCUUCCAUCUCCCAUCCGCCAUGGAUAGACACACCACUAACUAAAUCAGCAAUCUGGAAAUCCCACUCUCAAAUCUCAGAUCUGUCGAGUUACUCCUCACACUUCAUUUCCCCUAUUUCUUGUGAUCUUCUUUGUCCCUCCGAAUUGGGCAAAAUUGAAUGAACUCCACUCUGUCCUGUUCGAGUUAGAGGAGCGCUAGAUUGCUGGGAUUGGAUGAUUGAAUAUGUGAAUGGCUCAGUACAGGCAGUCGGGGACGGAUAGAUAUGGACCAAGGGCUCAUGAUGCGCUCCAUUCAACUAACAAUGGCGUUGCCGAUCACGUUGCGGUGGGAAUUCGUACUACGCCGUAUAAGCAGGCUAGGGUUCGUAGGGCAGCUCGCCCCGAUAAGGGCAGAGGGAUCUCGGUUGGGGCAAUUAUAUUUGCUCUCUCGCUUGUUCUUGUCCUCACCGUUUUAGCUUAUUACUAUUUAUUGAGGGACACCAAAGAAAUUAGCAAUUCCAACGCUGAGGAUGAUGACUUCAAGAACGACCCUGAUUUCCUUGCAAAUGUUACUCGAACAGAGACAACCAAAGUCAGGUUUGGUAAAGGUUUAGUUGCACAUGGCCGUGACUCAAGGUAUUGGGAUGGGGAUGAUCGAAGAAGGGACCAAGAUUACAAUGAGGAUGCAGUGGAACAUGUGCCUACUACCAACAAGGAUACUGACAAGGGUGAUGUUCCAGCAAAAGUGAGUGAGGGCCACAGAGAAUCACUCCUUGAACAUUCUCAUGGACUAUACAAUGAAGCUGGGCGAAAGGAGCUGAGGAAGUAUGAAGCUGAGUAUGAGGCUUCGAUAAAGACUUCAGGUCAAUUGGGAAAACAUGGAAAUGAAGAUGACCAGGUAGCUGAUGAAGAUGAUUUGGAAAAUUGGAAUGACAUUAUUGACACAGAUGAUGAGUAUGAUAAUGGAAGUGAUAAUCAAAAUCCUUCUAUGGAUGAAGACAGUGAUACAGAACACGAGAAAGAGGACCAAUCUGAUGCAGCACGUUCGACAAAGGAAGACUCUGGGAAAUCAUUUGAUGUUGUUGAGACUGGAAAAUCCCUCAAUGAUGACCAUAGGAAAUCCCUCAAUAUGCUUAAUGGAGAAACCAAGAAUUGGCAGGAUGGUGAAAAAAAUGUUGAGGCUUCCAAACAUUCAUUGGACAAGGAUUAUACGUCAAAUUCCAAAAAUUCUGAUGCGGUUAACAAAAAUUCCAAACAUGUUAGUGUCACUAAUGGUCAGCAUACAAAGAGGUCAAAAUUGUAUCUGAGAAAGAAACCAAAGCAUCGAAAAUUUUCAGGUUCGUCAUGUGAGAUGAAGUUCUUAAACUCUACGGCACAAAUUCUUGAACCUUUAGAAAGUAAAAAAUUUGUUAGAUUUACUUUGCAGUACAUUGAGACAGAGGAAAAGCCUAGCAAUGAAGAAAAAUGGAUGCCUAGAUUUGCAGGGCAUCAAACAUUGCAAGAACGUCAGGCAGCAUUCUAUGCACAGGAUCAAAACAUAAGUUGUGGCUUUGUGAAGGGUCCUAAGAGUUUUGCAAGUACGGGAUUUGAUCUGGCAGAAGAUGAUUCCAAUUAUAUCAGUAGAUGCCACAUUGCCGUAAUCUCCUGUAUAUUCGGGAAUUCAGAUCGCCUGAGAUCACCAACUGGAAAAUCGGUUACUCGUUUUUCAAGAAAAAAUGUCUGCUUUGUUAUGUUUAUGGAUGAAGUUACCAUGGAGACUCUUUCAUCAGAAGGUCAAACAGUGGAUAGAAUGGGUUUUAUUGGCCUAUGGAAGAUUGUUGUGGUAAAGAAUUUACCGUACACUGAUAUGAGAAGAGUUGGGAAAAUACCAAAAUUAUUGGCACAUCGAAUUUUUCCUUCGGCAAGGUAUUCGAUCUGGUUGGAUAGUAAGUUGCGUCUUCAAUAUGACCCUCUCCUCAUCUUGGAAUACUUCUUAUGGCGAAAAGGAAAUGAAUUUGCCAUUUCAAAUCACUACAACAGACAUUGUGUAUGGGAAGAGGUGGCUCAGAAUAAGAGAUUAAACAAGUACAACCAUAGUAUCAUAGAUGAACAAUUUGCAUUUUACCAGGCUGAUGGAUUGAAGAGGUUUAAUGCAUCAGGCACAAACAAGCUUCUUCCCAGCAAUGUGCCUGAAGGAUCUUUCAUCAUUAGGGCCCACACUCCAAUGUCUAAUCUGUUCUCUUGCCUAUGGUUCAAUGAAGUCGACAAAUUUACUCCCCGAGAUCAACUUAGUUUUGCAUAUACAUACCAGAAAUUAGUAAGGAUGAAUCCUGGAAGACCUUUUUAUCUUAAUAUGUUCAAGGACUGCGAGAGACGAAAAAUAGCGAAAUUGUUUCGUCACAGGUCGGAUGAGAAGCGAACUGUUCAGGAAAUUGCAAUUGAGUAAAUGUGUUAUAUAUAUUUUUGAGGUUGCUGGUUUUGACAUAAUUCGCUUGGCCAUACACUUCCUUGAGUGCUUAGUGAAUAUAUGCAUAUAUCGCCCUCUGGUCCGACAGUCAUGGACUCUCUGCCUGCCAGUCAAAAUACUCCAUCAAAUUUUGUAAUUGAGAUUUGUGGAUUUUUCAGCUAUCUUAUCCCAACAAAUUGUUGAACAGAGUUGGACGAUGCAGUUACUACUAAGCAUCUCCAUGGAGGAUGGCAGGGAGGUGGUCUAGUGUUUUAGUAAUGCCAAUUUUACUUUCUAUUCAUUGCUUCUUUUGGUGGUAAGGGAAAGCUGUUCUAAAUUCAUUUGUACCAUUUCUGUGACAAUAUAAAUGUGUAAUUCUAUAUACUUUCAAGCCGAUUGAUACAGAGUUCAGUCAGUUCAUUUGUUCAUUCGAAA
Messenger RNA from Cucurbita moschata (crookneck pumpkin), 2975 nucleotides. RefSeq lists its product as uncharacterized. Bases 366 to 2540 code for a protein of 724 amino acids. Lineage: Eukaryota; Viridiplantae; Streptophyta; Magnoliopsida; Cucurbitales; Cucurbitaceae. The record is from RefSeq and is a predicted model, not a curated record. The transcript has 7 exons.